Messenger RNA from Telopea speciosissima, 495 nucleotides. RefSeq lists its product as uncharacterized. Bases 1 to 495 code for a protein of 164 amino acids. The record is from RefSeq and is a predicted model, not a curated record. The transcript is spliced from 2 exons. NCBI's taxonomy places the organism in Eukaryota, Viridiplantae, Streptophyta, Magnoliopsida, Proteales, Proteaceae.
AUGUGGUUCAGUAAGAAGGGUAAACUAAGCCCGAGGUAUAUUGGGCCUUAUGAGAUUCUUGCAAAGGUUGGGCCGGUGGCCUAUCGGUUAGCACUUCCACCGUCUCUCAAUGGCGUACACGAUGUCUUUCACAUAUCUAUGUUGUGGAAGUAUGUUCAUGACCCCAGUCACAUACUGUCUCAGGAGCCACCAGAGCUGGCAGCAGACAUGUCAUAUAAGGAACAGCCUGAGAAGAUUCUAGAUAGUAAGGUAGUGAAUCUCCACAACCAACCUAUUCAUUAUGUGAAAGUGAAGUGGUGUAACCACUUGGAAGAAGAAGUUUCCUGGGAAGCCGAGGUGGAAAUGCGAGCGAAAUACCCUUCCCUGGGAUUUCUACAAGAUUCUGUUGCCGUGUAUGCUGGCGAGUUAUUUUCACUUAUGGUCAAACCUAGCCACAAGAUCGUUGACCACAUCACGGGCUUGCCUGUAGAAGAGAGGUUCCUAAACCGGCAGUAG